Messenger RNA from Brugia pahangi, 237 nucleotides. Lineage: Eukaryota; Metazoa; Nematoda; Chromadorea; Rhabditida; Onchocercidae. The record is from the annotation of a GenBank genome assembly.
AUGGUUUUCGUGAAUGGGUUUUAUUAUUUGCACAACAAUGUAGUUUGUAUGCCAUUUUUGGUGAGGGUGCGUUACGCGUAUGUGUUUCACCGACUGCACAAUCGCGGAAAUGAAAGAAGUGAUGUCGGAACUAGGCGUGCGAAAACGGUUAUUAUCCACCUGAUUCGAAGCGUUGGAAACAGAAAUGUAUCGGAUACUGGAGGUCGACAAGUGCGGGUGUCACGCCGAUGGAAGUAA